GGGGAAGAGGAGGAUGCUUGUAACAGCAGGAUUCUGCCUUACGUUAUUUUUUCUUGGAAUCGUCUUCUGCACACAGGGAGGGCCGUACAUGUUCCAGCUGCUGGACUGGUAUGAAGCCUCUCUUGCUCCCUUGGUGUUCUGUACAAUGGAGUGUGUUGCCGUGGGGUGCAUAUAUGGAAUUAGACGCAUGACCAACGACGUGGAGAUGAUGUAUGGAAAACGACUAUCACCUCUCAUCAAGGUUCUCCUGGUAUUUGUGACACCAGCAGUCUUAACAAUCACAUUCAUCCUGACACUUCUCCGCUACCAACCACCAACCUACGGCAAGUACGUGUUUCCUAGCUACGCCUCUACAAUCGGCUGGAUUAUUGCAGUGCUGCCCCUUCUACCGAUACCCGUCUACAUGGUCAUGACUGUUAGGAAGCACAUGACGACAAAUUCCCUGAAGAAGAGUGUGAAUCUUGCCUUGAGUCCUGCUGAUGACUGGCUCCCUGCCGAUGUCAGAUACAGGGAGGAGUACAGGAUGCAACACCUGGCACGAAGACCAACCUUCAAAUCCAAUAUUGUGGAUAUGUUCAAGCUGUGAAACAACAUAAACUAUCUAAGCUAUAUAGAGAAGCCCCAGGUUAAUCUAGAUUCAUACAAACACUGUUGAAAACUACAUUCAUGAGCCAGUGAAAUGUUACUGUGCUUCAUGUUGUUCACCUAACUUCCCAGAUCACUCUCACUGAUUCACCCGGCAGCCCAGACGUUGGAUAUCUGCUUUUGCGUACCCACCAUAAAAGAUAUAAACAAG
Haliotis rubra (blacklip abalone) is the source of this 796-nucleotide messenger RNA. Its product is annotated as sodium- and chloride-dependent glycine transporter 2-like. Lineage: Eukaryota; Metazoa; Mollusca; Gastropoda; Lepetellida; Haliotidae. Gene Ontology annotation, molecular function: L-amino acid transmembrane transporter activity. Gene Ontology annotation, biological process: sodium ion transmembrane transport. Gene Ontology annotation, cellular component: membrane. The transcript has 5 exons. The record is from RefSeq and is a predicted model, not a curated record. Bases 14 to 586 code for a protein of 190 amino acids.